AGGUUGCAGGCAUAGACACACUAUACCAACAUGUCGUUAUAGCAGUCAUCUGUGUACAGCCUUAACCCUUUCCAGCUCAGAAGACACUAUAGGAGACCUGAAGAAGCUCAUCGCUGCCCAGACAGGCACACGGUGGGACAAGAUCGUACUCAAGAAAUGGUACACCAUAUUCAAGGACCACGUGUCUCUGGGAGACUAUGAGAUCCAUGAUGGGCAGAACCUGGAGCUGUACUACCAGUAGAAGACUGAGGACACACCACACACACACACCUAUGUAUUAACAAGGCUUGAGUUUGUUGAUCAUUGGAUCAGGGUUUUGCGGAAGACAUUGAUGAUGUUCUAGUGAUGAAAUGUUUUGAUAUUGUUUGGAAAUAAAAACAAAUAUUUAUAUUAGUUUAA
This is a messenger RNA of Oncorhynchus keta (chum salmon), 399 nucleotides long. RefSeq names its product ubiquitin-like protein 5. Gene Ontology annotation, biological process: mRNA splicing, via spliceosome; protein modification process. The transcript has 3 exons. Lineage: Eukaryota; Metazoa; Chordata; Actinopteri; Salmoniformes; Salmonidae. Gene Ontology annotation, molecular function: protein tag activity. The annotation marks the transcript as partial. The record is from RefSeq and is a predicted model, not a curated record. Gene Ontology annotation, cellular component: cytoplasm; nucleus.